This is a messenger RNA of Xiphophorus maculatus (southern platyfish), 3069 nucleotides long. RefSeq names its product anaphase promoting complex subunit 2 (gene anapc2). The record is from RefSeq and is a predicted model, not a curated record. Bases 246 to 2675 code for a protein of 809 amino acids. Gene Ontology annotation, molecular function: ubiquitin protein ligase binding. Gene Ontology annotation, cellular component: anaphase-promoting complex. Gene Ontology annotation, biological process: ubiquitin-dependent protein catabolic process. Lineage: Eukaryota; Metazoa; Chordata; Actinopteri; Cyprinodontiformes; Poeciliidae. The transcript is spliced from 14 exons.
UAUUAGAAGAAGAAACCGUCUGCAAACCCGCCAUGUGAAUUAAGGAGUUGUUUAGCUUCCUAAUAAAUUAAUUACAGAACUUUUGACAGCUAUUAGAGAUUAUUAUUAAAAACAUUUAUUUAAACUCAUCUGAAAUUAGAUGCGUAUUUCUACUUGCUUUGUUGUUAAGUCAGACGCCGAGCCGAAGCUAAAAUGUUAAGCUAACGCCAGUUGGUCCGGGGUUUUGGUGAAAAAGGAGUCAGAAAAUGGAGGAAAUGGUGGUGGAAUUAAACUCUGGGGAACCGUCUGCGCCCGGAUCAGACCAGGGGGUCGCCAAAGCCUGGGAAUCGGUCACUGCAGCUUUGGUUUCUCCAGGCAGCUCUCUGUCAGAGCAGGACCGUCUGAACCUGGCGCUGCUCUGCUCUCAUGGUUUGGGUCGGCUGCUGGGCGUCUGGCUGCUGGAGUCCCUGCAGGUGCGCCUGUCGUCCUCGGUGGUUCCGGAGUUCUGGUCCGGACUGGAGCAGCCGCAGGACCAACUGGAGGAACGGGACCGGGCCGGAGUUCUUCUCUCCGCUUUCCAGACGUUGCUGGACCGGCUGGAUCCGUUCCUGAGUGGGUUGGAGCAGCUGGGGGCGUGGCAGGCUGAGGGCCGCUGCGGCCUGUCGGGGCCGGGCCCUGGGGCCCUCCAGGACCGGGCCUUCACCACCAUCCGGGCCUUGCUGCUCUUCUCGCCGCCCACCGUCCUGCAGCAGCGGGUGCUGGAGUUUUACAGCCGGACCUUCUCCGUCUACAUGAGCCGGGAGGGCGGGGAGGACGGCCCCGAGGUCCUCGAGGGUCCCGACGGGGGGGCGUGUCCGGGCUGCAGGGCCCCGGCGCUGCACUGCUGGUGCCCGGAGGCCCUGCAGCGGCUGCAGCAGCUCAGCCUCGCCCUGUCCCGGCUGCAGCUGCUGGAGUGGGUCAGCGCCGAGGCCGUCACCGCCAUCCUGCACCGCCUCAUCGAGCAGCGCAUGGAGCAGCACUGCCGCGGCGAGUACGAGCGCUCCUUCCUGCUGGACUUCCAGGAGUGGUUGGAGCUGGUUCUGGGUUGGCUGGGGAAGGUGUUCGCCACAGAGGGGGGCGGAGCUGCGCCGGUCCCCAUGGAUCCCAGCGUUCCCAGUACUCCCAGCGCCUGCGGCAGCCCGGUUCUGAAGCAGUGGCGGUGCCACAUGCACCAGUUCUUCUGCAGGAUCUACGUCAACAUGAGGAUCGAGGAACUGUUCAGCAUCAUCAGAGAUUUCCCAGAAUCCAAACCUGCCAUUGAGGAUCUGAAGUUUUGUCUGGAGCGAACCAACCAGCGCCAGCAGCUCCUCACUUCGCUCAAAUCGGCCUUCGAGAGCCGUCUGCUGCACCCAGGUGUUCACACGUCCGACAUCCUCACCGUUUACAUCUCGGCCAUCAAAGCUCUGCGGGAACUGGACCCGUCCAUGGUGAUCCUGCAGGUGGCGUGCCAGCCCAUCCGGAAGUACCUGCGAACUCGGGAGGACACGGUGCGGCAGAUCGUCGCCGGGUUGACGGGCGACGCCGAGGCCUGCUCCGACCUGGCCUCCGAGCUCUCCAGAGGUGACCCCGUGACCCUGGAGAUGCAGGACAGCGACGACGAGGGCAACGACCCCGAGGACUGGGCUCCGGAUCCCACCGACGCCGUUCCCGAUAAACUGGGCUCCAAGCGGCGCUCGUCCGACAUCAUCAGCCUGCUGGUCAGCAUCUACGGCAGCAAGGAAAUCUUCAUCGACGAGUACAGAACCGUUCUGGCCGACCGACUGCUGCACCAGCUCAACUACAACACGGCCAGGGAGAUUCGUAACGUGGAGCUGCUGAAGCUGCGCUUCGGAGAGUCUCACAUGCACUACUGCGAAGUCAUGCUGAAGGACAUGGCCGACUCUCGCAGGAUCAACAGCCACAUCCGCGAGGAAGAGUCGAAGCUGAGCGAGGAAGAGCAGCCGCCGCUGGCGCUGUCCGCCAUCGUCCUGUCGUCGGAGUUCUGGCCCACGCUGAAGGAGGAGAAGCUGGAGCUGCCGGCCGCCGUGUGCCACGCCAUGGAGGCGUACACACGGCGCUAUGAGAAGCUCAAGGCCAUGCGGACGCUGAGCUGGAAGCCUCACCUGGGCUCCGUCACUCUGGACCUGGAGCUGGAGGACCGGACCCUCACCAACCUCACCGUGUCGCCCUUCCACGCCGCCAUCAUCCUGCACUUCCAGGAGAAAAGCUCGUGGACCCUGGAGGAGCUGAGCGUGAAGCUGGGGGCCCCCAAGGAGCUGCUGCACAGGAAGCUGGCGCUGUGGCAGCAGCAGGGCGUCCUGCGGGAGGAGGCGGCCGGCCGCUACGUCGUCAUGGAGACGGGCGCCACACGCGACAGGCUGGACCGCGGCGUGAUGCUGAUCGACAGCGACGAGGAGCGCGACUCCAACACCACCACCCAGUCUGAGCAGAGGGAGGAGAAGCUGCAGCUGUUCUGGGCCUACAUCCAGGCCAUGCUCACCAACCUGGACAGCAUGACGCUGGAGCGCAUCCACACCAUGCUGCGCAUGUUCGUCGCCACGGGACCCGUUGUCACGGAGAUGGACGUCAAUGAGCUGGAGGCCUUUCUGCAGAGGAAAGUCAGGGAGCAUCAGCUGAUCGUUUCCACUGGCAUCUACAGACUGCCCAAGACCAGCUGAGGAGGACGGGGCGUUCAGGGGAAACGGGAACGUACAGGACUGAGGAGGAUGGGGCGUUCAGGGGAAACGGGAACGUACAGGACUGAGGAGGAUGGGGCGUUCAGGGGAAACGGGAAUGUACAGGACUAAGGAGGAUGGGGCGUUCAGGAGAAACGGGAACGUACAGGACUGAGGAGGAUGGGGCGUUCAAGGGAAACGGGAACGUACAGGACUGAGGAGGAUGGGGCGUUCAAGGGAAACGGGAACGUACAGGACUGAGGAGGGUGGGGCGUUCAGGGGAAACGGGAACGUACAGGACUGAAGAAAAACACCUGCCUCCUGACUGCUACAGAUAAAAACCACUGAAUGAAGUUUUCAGCGUUUUGCUUCAGGAAAUUAAAAUGUUUAAGAUGUC